AUGGACGUUUUGAUAGGCGAGGCUUUCAAGAUGUGCCUGAUCGAAUCUCUGCAAGCUAUGCAUGUUGCUCUUCACGGCGAUGGUACCACGCCACCCUCGCCGCUCAUUUUAAUACACGUAGAACUUAUAGACAACAAGAUGAAAUUCUUGCCGGAUCUGAGCGAGAUCGCCAUGGAGUUUGCAGUGAUCUUCGACAAUCUUCUAGAUCCUCUGAAACGCUUGACUCAACUGAUAAACAAAUUCAAAUUCGACUUCCAAGUGCCGCCAUUCUGGAAGAUAUACGAGAAAGAUCCAGAAUUGCUGGAUCUUCAACAGAAACUCAACGAUGUUUAUGUUAACAAAAUCUGCGAUUAGAUACGAGAAAUUGAAGCCCACUGCGGAGACGUUCGAUUCAGAUAUCAGCAAAUACGCAAUGAUCGCGAACAGCGUUCAGAUGCAAGAAACGGUGAUGACUGUGCACUUCCUCGACAUAAACGCGGAUCGGCUGAAAGGCGCCAUCAUCGAAGAAUGCUCGAUUUGGCAGCAGAAGUUAAUUGACGUUCUGUUCCGGCAAACGCAGAAUAUGGUCACGCACGUGUACCACUAUAUCGCGGAUAAUUCCAAGAAGUUAGUUGGAACUCUAAAUCUAAAUUACAAGUUAGAGAUAACACUAAUAACGAAAGAGCCGACGGAUAUCAUCAGCAUGCAAUACGCGAUACAGUUGUUCGAGAAGCUGCACGCCGAUAUUCCUCGCGAGGAGGACGAAUUCCCGAAGAUCCACGAUCAGUACCAGACUUUGGAGAAGUACGAAGUGAGCAUGACGUACGAUUUCAAGCGAAAAGUGCACGACGUACAGCUAGCCUGGAACGCGUAUCUGGCUCUGCUCGAAGAAUCCGCGGACAUGUUGAGGCAAAAGAAGGCGAGAGGAAUUCAAACAGGUGCUACUGCAAGAUGCCAUAAUGUUCCAAGAUGGAGUGUUAGCUCUGGUUGGGAAAUUUUUCGACACUGGGCCAUUCACAUCCGCAUGGACCACGACAAUGCAAAUCAUUUUCGUUUGAACUUGGAGAGCAAUGAAAAUGAUCUUGCCAUUUGCCCAAUGACAGAUGCGUUCGCCUGGUUGAGUCACACGGAUCGUGAAAUUUCGUCUCUGAAAAGAAGAGAAAGCAAGCUGAAAUCGCAGCUGAUGGUGUUUGAGAUCAAUCAGCCAGAUUCCCUCGAACUGAUACAAUUGGAACAGGACGUAAAAGCCAUUCAAUUGGUGUGGGAGAUCACCGACGAGUGGAACGAAGCCUGGGAAAGAUACAGAACAGAGAAUUUCUGGGAGAUCAAGAUGGAAGAGAUGGAGAACACCGCGAACGUUCUUUUUAGGAAGCUGAAUCGUCUGAGUAGGGAGCUCAAGGAGAAGAACUGGGAAAUCGUCGAACACUCGAGGACAAAAGUGGACAAAUUCAAACGCACGCUGCCGUUGAUUACCGAUCUGAAGAAUCCAGCGAUGAGACCUAGACACUGGAAGAAAGUGAAGGAAAUCGUGGACCGUGAUUUCGACGAAACUUCCGCGGAAUUCACCCUUGACACCAUCGUGGAGAUGGAACUGCAGAAUUAUGCCGAGCAGAUCAACGAUAUUUCAAACGCUGCUACUAUGGAAUUGAAUAUUGAAGUUAGUCUGAAAAAGAUUUCCGAGAUCUGGGCACACAUGCCUUUAGAGAUGAUCCCUUACAAAGACAAGGGAAUAUUCAAGAUAAAAUCUAUCGACGACAUAAUGCAAACAUUGGAGGAUCAUCAAAUCCAGUUAUCAGCCAUGAAGGCAACCAGGUUUGAUAAAUCUAACGCGCUUACUCGAUGGACAUACUCCAUGUGCAAGUGUUACAGGUUCGUCGAACCGUUUGCCGAGGAAGUUGAUUACUGGGAGAGGACCCUUUCGACCAUCGGGGAGGUCCUCGAAACGACCCUGUUAAUUCAACGCGGUUACAUGCACAUGGACAACAUAUUCACCACGGAAGACAUCCGGAAACAGCUCCCCAAGGAGGCUGACGACUACGACAAACUGACUCAUCAGUGGAUUGAAAUUACGUCGCGGAUGGCAUGCCACGGUUUGGCUCUGCAAGCCACUCACGAGCCACCUGGUCUGCUGGAGGUUUUUAAUAAGCUCACUGCUAAAAUCGAGUCGAUGCAACGCGGACUGGAACAAUAUCUGGAGACCAAACGGCACGUGUUCCCAAGAUUUUAUUUCAUUUCGAACGACGAUCUGCUGGAGAUACUGGCGAACGCCAAGAGGCCUGAACUGAUACAGCAACAUGUUAAAAAGCUGUUCGAGAAUAUUAAGUUUCUCACCCUGAGUAAGUCUCUGGCUGGAAAGAAUUUGGCUGUUGCAAUGAAUUCCAACGAAGGAGAAUAUGUCGAUUUUAUCCAGCCAGUUAAUCUGGAGGGUCUGGUGGAAAGAUGGCUAUGCGAUGUU
Molecule: messenger RNA, 2434 nt
Organism: Heterotrigona itama
Lineage: Eukaryota; Metazoa; Arthropoda; Insecta; Hymenoptera; Apidae
Source: the annotation of a GenBank genome assembly